CUUAUCAUAGGAAGACAACAAUGGCCCAGAGCAAUCGCGAGACUCAAGUUCUCGACGAAGUAUUUCGAAAGGAGUUGAUCGAGAAGUUAGACGAGCUCAGGAAAUCGAAUCUUCUAUGUGACACAACUCUCCGAGCUGAUGGACAAGAAUUUGCUGCCCAUCGCAGUGUCUUGUCUGUCGGCAGUCAGUAUUUCCGGACUUUGUUUGCAACGCAGUUAAACGUUCAAGAAACCGAAAAAAAAUUCGUAGAUCUCAAAGAAGUAACCUGUCAAGCCUUGACGGAGGUGCUUCAGUAUAUCUACACCGGAAAAGCAAAACUCAACUCAUCUAACGCAGAAGAAAUCGUCGUCGCUUCCGAUUACUUGAUGGUUGAAGGGUUGAAAUCGAAGGCUUCUCUUUUCUUGGAAGAAUCCUUAAGUAAUGCGAAUUGUUUGGCGUUAGAAUCCUUCGCUUCUCAAUACAACUGUGAUUCGUUAAAACAAGCUGCCGCUACUUUUAUCCGUAAAAAUUUCGUGACCGUGGCAAAGUCGAGUGAUUUUUUGUCCCUUAAUGAAGAAAAACUGUUAGAAUUGCUCAGCGACGAUGAAAUAAUCGUACCGCGUGAAGAGGAAGUAUACCAUGCAGCAGUCAGAUGGGUCAAAUACGAUUUAGCCUCAAGAGAAAAUUAUUUUCCUGAACUGUUGAAAUGUCUUCGGCUGUUCUCGAUGUCGAAGUUUUCUCUGCGUCAAAUUCUUUGCGAGGAAGAAUUGGUGAAAAAUAACGUUGCCUGUAUGACAUUAUUAUUGAAUGGGCUGGACUACUUUCUGUUCCCGGAUCGUUACCAGAACGUUUCACUCAUACCUCGUUUGUCACUAAGGGAAUAUGAGGAUGUGGUAGUACUCAUUGGAGGCAAGAAUAUAAAGAACGAGGAAUUAAAAAGCCUUCGCUGUUUUGUACUUUCCUCUAAAAAUUGGAUUUUAUUACCUGAUAUGCCUCAAUCUUGCAGUAAUCAUUGUGCUGGUGUAUGUGGUGGAAUCUUGUUUGUCAUAUAUCCAAUUUUUUCCUCACGUACGCGUGUGUAUUCUUUGAACCCCAAAUGUUGCACAUCAUGGAACUCCACUGAAUUUGAAAUCCGUGUUGGUCGCGACUGUUCAGUGACAGCUUACAAUGAACAACUUUAUAUCGUGGGGGGCAGCAGUGAUGACUCUAAAGGAGGGAAAGUCUUCAAUCCAGCCCUUGGUACAUGGAAAAGGAUGGCACCAAUGAAUAUUGGGCGUGCUGGACAUUGUGCUGUUCUCCUACAGAAGCAUAUUUAUGCCAUUGGAGGUCACAAUAAUGAAAGUUGUCAGAAGAGUGUGGAGCGUUACAAUCCAGUUACAAACCGGUGGCAAACGAUUCGAAAUAUAUCCAAUGCCCGCACGUUUGCUGCAGCGGCUGUAUCAAAUGGGAAGAUCAUUGUUGUUGGUGGGUUCAGUGCCAUGAAACCCUCAAAAGUCAUGGAAGUCUCCUGUGAAAUGUUUGACCCAUGUACAAAUGAAUGGAGUCUGGUCUCAAGUCCUGCUAUUUCACGUGCUGCUUGUGGAAUUGUGAGUAUAGAUGACAUUAUUUACUUGUUUGGAGGUCAACAUGAAGAAUGUUGCAUGGAAACUGUAGAGUCUUUUGAUUUGAAACAGAACGAGUGGCGAGCUGUAGCUUUUAUGCCAACUGAGCAUCAACGCUCUUUCCAUCAAGCUUCAGUACUAAGACUUCCUAAACAUAUUGUUUCUUAGAAAUAGAAAAUUGUACUGGUUUCUCAAGGAAUGUCAUAGUGUUGAUGACCAAGGGUGAGGUCAAGAUGGUUUAAUAUAUCAGCCUAAUUCUUUGACUCGUUUUCGAAAUUAUGAAUUCAAAACAACACUCCUUCGAAAUAAGAAAAUAACGACUGUUUUCAAUUUAGACUGUGUAGUUUGAAUUUUAAAUCUUGAAUUAUUGUAAAGUUUUAAACUUAAUAAUACCAACUGAUGAAAACUGAACCUUAGACCAUAUAAAAUAAAAAUAUCUGAUUUGUUACCCUCCCUUCUCAUAU
Molecule: messenger RNA, 2044 nt
Organism: Pocillopora verrucosa
Lineage: Eukaryota; Metazoa; Cnidaria; Anthozoa; Scleractinia; Pocilloporidae
Source: RefSeq, a predicted model, not a curated record